GAGAAAGAGAGCAAAAGAGAGAGAGAGAGAAAAAGUUUGGUUGUGCAAGAGAAGUUCAACUGAAGGGAAGGGAAAAAAGUCUGUUUUUGAGGGGAAGAGAGAUGAGUUGAAUGAAACAAAGUUAUGAACAUAAACGAGUGGUGUUCGUUAUUUAUUACUGUUCAACGAAAAGUAUGAUAUGAUUGCGAUGUAUCUCACAUAUGUGAAUACAAAUAUUUAUACUACAAGCAAAAAUUAUAAGUCCUGAAUACACAAUGCAGAAGAAUGGAAGAAUGGAAUAUGACAUUCCACAAGGAGUUCAGAAGAUGCACAACAGUGAGCGAAAAGUGUCCAAAUUGCGGGCAGCUCGCGAACGAGUCUUUUUCAAGACUCGUGAAAGAUAGCUGUGGUCAUACCAAGUGCCGAAUGUGUUUGCUAUACGAGGAGCAUGGAUGCAAGAUCUGCCAGACUGAGCACUGUGUUCAAGGAGAAGAAGAGUCGCAUGUGGCAAACAAAGAACUGAAGGAGACACGUAAGGGAUCAUCCGGCCAGGAGAUUGUGCUGCCGUUGGAAUUGGUCAUCCACAAGGAUUCUAAGUCCAAGGAAGAUUAUCCGAUCGAUUCAAACUCCGCUAAAAGCGAAUCGCCGAAUCACUAUGAGAACACCACUUUCGAAAACAAUGAAGAGACCUAUGAGUCCACGGCAAGUGGAUCCUCAACCACGACUAAUAACGAUUCUAACAAGUCGUACAUUCCGAGAAUAGAGCCUUACAAUGUAGUGUUGAAUAUUCAGAAUCAUUUGAGAAACGACAGCGAUCGCGAUUUGAAGGAUCCGCAGAAGAAUCCACAUGUAAAAAAUAAUAGUCAACCGAAAGCGAAAAUCAAUAAAGAGGCCGCGGAGAAGAGCAAAAACGUCAAAUGUAAUCGUAGUCACAUAACAAUAGUGCCAGGCGUCCCAGAGAGAUACAAGUGCAAUGUAUGCGGUAAGAUCUUCCGCAACAAGAAGGGCAAAUGCUAUCACGACGCCUGUGUGACGGGUGUCAGACCCUAUCAGUGUACCCUUUGUGACAAAAGCUUCGUCAAACGUUCUCACUUCGAGUAUCAUGAGAGAGUUCACAUAGGAUAUAAGCCAUACAAGUGCAACCUCUGCGAAAAGGCCUUCCCUCAGCAAAAUAAGCUCAAUAGACAUAUGUUUUCUCACAGCAAGGAGAAGCAGUUUGUAUGUUCCGAAUGCAAUAAACGAUAUAGCAAGAAGGAUGAUUUGAAGAAUCAUUUAAACGUACACAAUGCGACAACUGUGUAUAAAUGCAAAUCCUGCGACAAGUCCUUUCGCAUGUUAACCAAUCUGAAACGCCACAUGCAAACACAUACGAAUGAACGGCCACAUAGAUGUGAUCAGUGCGACAAGAGUUUCAAAGACAAAUCUUUGUUAAUACGACACAAAAGGACCCACGGAAAGGAAAGACCGUUCUCUUGCGCUCACUGUAACAAGGUUUUCCUGUCGAAGAGCGAAUUGAGGCGACACUUAACUGUUCAUUCAGACGAAAAACCGUUUUCUUGCGAGUACUGCCAAACACUGUUUAGACGUAAGGACAACUUGAAUCGACACAUCCGGCACCAUCAUAACGAGGACUUCAAUUGCGAGAUACGCAAAACGGUCGUCAAAACGGACCAAGUCUGUUCGGCAAAGAGCAGCAGUCAGCAACGACCGCAGAAGCAGAAAUCGAAAAGAGCACAGCCGAAGAGCGGAGGCACUGCAACGUUCGCGAGCUCUCGUGAACAGAUUAACUCGCGGCUCGACUCCAUGGGCAACAUCACACCUGUGAUAAGAGUUACCGGCGAAGUGAGCAACGCGGUGCCGGUGAUCAACGGGCCCAUCAACAUCAGGCGGCUGGAGGACAGGACCGACAGGAAGAUAUUCACGUACACGGAGCCAAUUCCAAUCGCCGAGGCGGUGGAGCUUAACUGUCGGAUCGAGGAGAAGCUGUAUCCGCAGAGCGUCAGUAGUCACAAUUAUUACUUCGUACACAGCUAUCUUAAAGACAAAAACUCCAAGGUGAACUCAUAUCCGAACAAUAAGCUGGCAUCGCAAGAAAAAGAUGAUUUUGCGGCGGCUUCGUCCUCGCAAACCGGGGCGGCACUGACAACGGAUUCGAGUGAUUCCACAGCUGAUGUCUACGAGGAGAGGAUCGUAAGAUGCGAAGAACAGAACAGUCAGGAUGAACAGAAUGAGAAAAGGGAUGAAGGGAAUCAUGAGGAAAGAAAGAAUUUCAAAGAUCCUGAGGAUCGUGAAGAUUCAUACGCCGUUUCUUACCGAGAAUCUAAUUGCGUUUCUACGAUCAAGAAACAUAUUACGCAGCAGUCGGAGAGAUGUCCGAGCAAAAAUGUCUCGGCGAACGAUGACUAUUUGGACGCGACGAAUCAUCACAUGAUAUCGUCAAAAGAUUCUCAGAACAACUGCGGAAAGAAGCAAAGCGCGGACAUACACUGGAGACGCAGAAUUACGGAGACGCUGAAGCCGUGCUGAUCCCACGCGAAUCGCGUGUACCUUCGGGUACUACAAUCAGAACGUCUGAAAAAACAUAGCAACACCAAAUAUAUACAAUACAGUGUUUUUAGUAAGAAAAAUAUCGCGGCGAGGAAACUAGGAUCCUUUUGCUUGCUAGCCAACUGCUCUUCCAAUUGAACUAUCCAAGUUCACUCUGAUACUUUUCUCGUUUAUCUAUUUUUAUUUUACAGAAUAUAAUACGGUACUUUUUGAUUGAAUAAAACAAUUUAAUGCUAGGGUAAGUUUAGAGCAAUGUGUGGUAUUUCACUUAAUGGUAGAAUAUAUGAGAUGUGUGUUGUGUAACAGUGAAAAAAAAACCAUAUAAAACUUAAUAGUAAAUCAUGUAAAUCUCUGUCUCUUGUAAACUUUUUAUACGAAAUUAACUGACUGAAACAAGUUGUCACUUUUUCUACUUUUUUAAAUAAAAAUUAUAUUGACUUAAAAAUUAUUGCAAAUAUACAUAGAUACAGUUUACAAUCUGCAGUGGAAUGGCUUGCGCAGUAAGACUGAUUAUAAAAUAUUGAUUAUGUAUACAAUGAUUGAAGAUUGAACGAGAAAAAUAAAUAACAUGUUGAAACUA
This is a messenger RNA of Monomorium pharaonis (pharaoh ant), 3106 nucleotides long. RefSeq names its product zinc finger protein 83. The transcript has 7 exons. Lineage: Eukaryota; Metazoa; Arthropoda; Insecta; Hymenoptera; Formicidae. The record is from RefSeq and is a predicted model, not a curated record. Bases 265 to 2505 code for a protein of 746 amino acids. Gene Ontology annotation, cellular component: nucleus. Gene Ontology annotation, biological process: regulation of transcription by RNA polymerase II. Gene Ontology annotation, molecular function: RNA polymerase II cis-regulatory region sequence-specific DNA binding; DNA-binding transcription factor activity, RNA polymerase II-specific.